Bipolaris zeicola 26-R-13 is the source of this 576-nucleotide messenger RNA. RefSeq lists its product as uncharacterized. The coding region runs from base 1 to 576 and encodes 191 amino acids. The transcript has a single exon. Lineage: Eukaryota; Fungi; Ascomycota; Dothideomycetes; Pleosporales; Pleosporaceae. The record is from RefSeq and is a predicted model, not a curated record.
AUGUUCUCCAAGACCACCCUCCUCAUGGCCCUCAACGCCGGCCUCACCCUCGCCGGCAACGCCAUCCUCACCAACCGCUGCUCCUACGACAUCUGGGUCUCUUCGGUCGGCGGCUCCCACCAAACCCCCUGCACCCUCGUGCCAGCGCGCACCCAAUACACCGAGGUCCUCUACAACACAGGCACCUCUCUCAAGAUCUCCUCCAGCGACAGCAUCAAGAACGGCGAGCACACCCAAUUCGAGUACUCCAUCGCCGGCGGAAAGAUCUGGUACGACAUCUCCUUUGUCAACUGCGCCGAGGGCGAGUCCGCCUCUGCCUGCCCUGGCCACGCUGAGGGUUUGUCGAUGCGCGGCUCCGAUGAUCAGUGCAGCUCUGCGGACUGCGCCGCUGGUGAUUACUGCCCUACUCAGGCCUACUAUGUUGAUACGCCGCUCAUUAAGCUGGGGCUCAAGGAGCCCGUGUUCGACUGCCCAUCUACCGAUGUUGAUCUCCACAUGACUGUUUGCUCUGGCGAGGACUCGCUCAAGAGGAGUGUGGCUGGCCGUGUCGCUAUUGACCUUGAGGGUCAGAACUAG